AUGGAUCUGGCCGAGGAAGAAUGUGGCGAAUGGGAGUACGAAGAGGAGGAGGAAUAUGAAGAAGGAGCUGAAGAGGAACAUUUUCCGAUCGGCUACACAAUCGAAUUCUCGGCCGAAGAUCGAGAAGCGCACGAAGAGGAUGGCGAUGCUGAACAAGCACCUCGGGGUGGCUUGGGCUCUCAGGCGCUGCCGGUGUCGGACACGCUCAGGGCUGAUUGGGAUGGCAUACCCACUGAUGGGGCUGAAUAUCUGUUUACUGUACGGUUUGUGACUCGUUCGAUCCUAUGCUCAGGCAGAAAAACCUUAGAGCUCGGCAAUACUAACUCGAUUUCUCUUUGGUUAUUCUGCCUCUCAAUCACGGGUUCGACAAACCGAAAUUCCAUCAUCUCUGCCAGACGCGAAGCCAGGGCCAGACCAAGGAUUGUUGCAAAAGAGAAUCCCUACAAGCUACCCAGUCGUUCCCUUCCCCAACCCGGACCAAUAGGAUGUAAACAAUCGGGACCAAGCGAUUCCUGGAGAAAGAAGUUCAUUGAGAGGUUUAUGAACAUGCGUCAGAGUCUUCAAGUUCAGGAGCCAUGGCAUUGGGAUCUCGCCGAGGAUUUUCGUCGCCCGCCUCCCGACAAUGACGAAUCUAACUGGAAGAUUUUCAUCUUGGGAAAGAAGACAAAUCUCAAAGAUUAUCCAGCCAGAGCUCCCAUCCCAUUGUUCCUGAAAGCCUUGGAACAGGCGACUGUAAUUGCGGUACUAAGUCACUAUCAAGCUUGGAUCCAAGAACGGAUCAAUGCGCUUGCAACAAUGAUUGAACAGAGCAAUGAUGUCGAACUGCCAGAUGAUGUCGAAGAUCCCACUGAAUCUCAAGAAAUCGUCUUACUCUCACCCUCUGAUGGGGCUUGGUUGAUGGGCCUACUAGCUGUCCUGGAUGCCGUCUUGACUUCUGAGGAUGUUUUCAAGCUUCGCGAACUCGCUCGGAGCUGCAAACACGUCGUCCACAUCACGAACGCCGCCCUCCAGCUUGCCCAGGACAGCUCGGCCGAGCAAGAAGCCGGCGUGGCAUGGAUGGUCAUCGCUGCAGUGGCUGAUGUUUGGGGACAGAAAGACUUAUGGGAUGAGUAG
Puccinia graminis f. sp. tritici CRL 75-36-700-3 is the source of this 1113-nucleotide messenger RNA. RefSeq lists its product as uncharacterized. The record is from RefSeq and is a predicted model, not a curated record. The transcript is spliced from 3 exons. The coding region runs from base 1 to 1113 and encodes 370 amino acids. Gene Ontology annotation, biological process: spliceosomal snRNP assembly. Gene Ontology annotation, cellular component: SMN complex; nucleus. Lineage: Eukaryota; Fungi; Basidiomycota; Pucciniomycetes; Pucciniales; Pucciniaceae.